GCAAUCGCAAUGCAAACUACUAUUUACUUUCACUUUCCGAAAUUUGGAAGGUUCAGCUGUGACUGGUCUGUUGGAGGAAGGGCGCACGGAAUUGUUUUACCAGCCGACAGUUUUGUUGGCGAGCCAUGGAGCCAUAACAACGUCUGGAAAGGAGACUAAGAAGGUGCAAGAUGCCUGUGAGUUGCUUGCAAAAAUUACAUUUUAUUCUGUAGGGCAAUGUUUUACUUUAAUUUUGACGUAUAUGAACGUGUUUGUGCUAUUGUUUAGUAAUAUGAGUGAAAUCUAGACGAAUUUCUGUUGUGUAGUUAUUAUUUGCUGAGUGCCCGAACACAUUUUGAACACGUCACAUUGUAAAAUAUGUGAGGCUAUCAAAUGAAUGAAUUCCUUGUACAGUAAACACGAAAAGUAAUUCGUGUUUACUGGAAAUGGAAUUGUAAAAUCGUUACCAUCUUUAAAAUUGUGAACAGGGAAGUGGGGGAAUCGGGGAGUGGGGUAACCAAGAGUACAGGAAGUGGCAAUCUCGUUCCCGAGCCUGCGAUCCUCGGGAAGGAAUGUGAGGCUCUGGGAUAAUCCGUUUCAGGGAGGAAUCUGAUUGGCCGUUGAAAUGGAAUGCGUAGUUCAAUCUUAGCCAGGAUUCCUGGCUUCCGGCAACAGAUUAUCCCAGAUUAUUCCGACCUUAUCUAUUUUUAGCCCCCCUGUGCAAAAUUCCCUGGUUCCUAUGCUAGUGGGGUGGUGAAAUGUUAAAACAGGCUAACCAAAGGAAAUGAGGGGGAAAGAGGGAACAGCAAAUCAUGAACUGAGGGAUGUGGAAACUAGACUAUGGGGAGGGAAGAACUAGCUAGGGGAUGGUGAAUCAGGAAUAUCAAGGUCAUUCCAGAAAAUAUCCACAGUCCACACUCUCCCCACAGAGGAAUUUCUGCUGUUCUGAGGGGAGGGAAGAGAAACUUUUUUCUGAUAAUAGAAGUGUAUUUAUUUAGGACAUCAGAAAGGGGUUAACUUCCAAUUUUCUCCUUGAGUUGGGGGAGGUACGGAUGUUUUCUGGAAUGACCCAAUCAGAGAAACUUAGAAUAAGAAAUGAGAGAAAAAUAGAAAGUAACCUUUCUGCCAUUUUACUUUGGAAAAAUAGAAAGUAACCUUUCUGCCAUUUUACUUUGUUGGCAAACAUAUUAUGGCAUAUUCACAUUCACUAAUCCUUAAUAAUUAUUUAACAUAUUUUGCUUAAAAGUGUACAUUUUGCAAGUGUAACACAUCCAUUGUAGACAUUGUGCUGGGUACUAUUUUUGUCUCUUUAUUAUAAUAAUACUUAUUAAGAUCUUUUAAAAAAAUUUGUGUGCAACAUAUAUCAAUAAAAGUUUUUUGACAACAAAGUUUGCACUUUAUAUUUACCAAGAAUUUUAAAUAUGCAAUGUGAGUAAUUUUACAAUUUAAUUACUGUAAUUAAUAGUUUUUAUACUUAAAAAUAUUUUAAUUAGAUAUUGAUAUAAAGCCUGUGACAGUGGCAGAGAAAUACGCAUGGGGGUUAGCAUGCACGAUACUGUGAAUACAGACUAUUAUAAUAGUUUAAGAUACAACAGUGGUGUAGCCUAAGUCAAUUAUGGGGGCUCUGACAAGGAUGACAAAGUGGCGAAGUUGAUGUAUUUCUGCAAAUUUUGCAUCUUUUUGAAAUUGUGAUCUAUGCAAAACCUAACCCUCACUAUAAACCAACAACCCUAAUUGCCAGUAUAUAGCCGCAUCAAAGCAGACCUUGAACUUUGAGAGGUGCAAUUGCUCACCCCCACUUUGGCUUCCCUUUUUUCUCUAAAGAGAGUGAUUUUUCACGCACCUUAGGCCAUUUUAGUUGAAAAUUUGACAACAAAAUAUUUCCAGUUGAUCAGAGUUUUGAUGUACACAGCGAGAGAGGUUCUUGCAUAAAUUAAAGAGAUUGCACCUUAUACCUUCAACAGAUAUAAAGUGUUGACUGUUAGUAAUUUUGGUUGCUCAUAAUUUUAUAGUUGUACAAGGAUUUACUUCACUCAACUUUGAAAGAAGAGAAAAGGAAACAUAAAUUAAAGAGGCUUGUACAAUCACCCAACUCUUACUUCAUGGAUGUGAAGUGCCCAGGUAUGUGGUCUUGCAUGUGACUAAAAAGAUUUCCGAGGGAAGUAUAGCUGUUGCACCUCUAAUUCCACUAUGAUUUACUAUACUUUUGAUUUUAGAUGCAAAACAUGUAUAGAUCUGCCAACUUGUGUAUGAUAAAAUAUUGUUGGUUCUUUUACAUGCAACAGUUUCAAAUCAGAUCUUAACAAUAGAUCUAUAGCUAAUUUGACCUCUUGCUAUUAUCAUUGUCUACUGGCUACUAUAAUUCUACCACAGAUCAUAGUCAAUGACAAUGAGAGAUUUUAUCAUUACCUUUUUGAGAGGCCUGGAUCUCUAAGAUUUCUUUCAAAUAAUUAAGCCAUAUAUUUUGGAUAAUGUGUGUGUAAUCUAAUGGCUGCCAGUGUUAUGUUUUAGGAUGCUACAAGAUAAACCUUGUAUUUAGUCAUGCAUCGACAAGUCCUGUCCGGUGUCUCAGAUGUUCAGCUAUCUUGGGUUGGCCUACUGGAGGUAAAGUGAGAUUGAUAGAAGGUGGGUAUUUUGUUUCUUUUCAUUUACAAUGUAUUAGGCUGUAAGAGUGCACGGAAAUAUCUCUCCAAGAAUUGCAUAUUCAAAAUGGCUUACAGAAUAAUUAGCAGAUAGAUGCAGUGCCAGUCAGUGGUGAAUUCACUGAUUUUGUUUUUUCCUAUUUCUUUCAGGCAGUUCAUUCAGGAAGAAACAACAGUAAAUAGUCAUUUAAUAAAAAUUGUAAUAGAAUAUUAAUCACCAUCAGCUGGUUGUCUUUUUUAUGCUGCACACAACUUGAACUUCCAUCUGCCAAUGCGAAUGUAACCCUCACUCAUGACUCAGCCAAGAUAUCCGUUUCAGAGCAGAGACGCAAUUUAUUCGUCUGGACGUAUGCGUCUUGUAUAUCAAGACGGGACAAAUAAUCCAACGAAUGCACAAGACGCAUUAUGCGUCUAGACAAAUGAUAUCGACUGUGGCGUCUCUUCAGAGGAAGAACCGAACAUAGUAAGUUGUCUACAAUCCGUGGGAAAAAAUUUUCUUUUCAAACUUUGCCCCCCUCCCCCCUCUACAAUGUUGGUAAUUACAUAAUGAUAUGUUUUGCAAAUCCACUUCACCUGAACAGACAUUGUUAUGGGGGGGGGGGGGAGGGGGCACUCCAAGACAAAUAGUUGUUUCGAUUUAAAAAGUACUCAUUUUCAUUACAUGUCGUUAAAUUUGGAUAUAAAAAGUCUACGGAUAUUUUUUCCAAGAUUUUAGACGCAUAAUGGUCUUGUGCCGGCUAUUAGUAAAACACGGAGCAGUAGAAAAACCAGAAUCCUUUAUGAUAAAAUACAUUGUUUACUAUUACAAAUUUUUAGUGUUAUUAAUAAAGCUUUUUCGCGUUUUGCACGUUGGGGAAGUAAGAAAAUGGGGGUUUUAAAAAACACUUGUGAUUAUAUUUCAAACACGCCGCGCUGUGUUACUGAAUAGGAUUGUGAAACUCGACGAGUACUUGGCUAUUGGGCAAAUAGUGAUAGCCACGACUACUUGGCUAUAUAAAAGGGG
Molecule: messenger RNA, 3624 nt
Organism: Paramuricea clavata
Lineage: Eukaryota; Metazoa; Cnidaria; Anthozoa; Malacalcyonacea; Plexauridae
Source: the annotation of a GenBank genome assembly